AAGCCUCGAAGAGUUCUUGCUUCAACAGUGUUUGAACGGAACUUCAUUUUUUCCUACCCAGCAGAAUCCAGAGCUAUCUCAACUCUGCUCCUACUUGAACACUACUACAGUAGUCGACGUAAAGUCUUAAUUUUCUCAGUUUUUUUUGUUAAAAACAGAAGAAAACACCAACCAAGAUGCAAUCCCAGGUGCGUCAGAACUACCACCGCGACUGCGAGGCCGCCAUUAACAGGAUGGUCAACAUGGAGAUGUUUGCCUCCUACACCUACACCUCUAUGGCUCAUUACUUCUGCCGCGACGACGUGGCUCUGCCGGGCUUCUCCCACUUGUUCAAGGAGAACAGUGAGGAGGAGAGGGAGCACGCCGAGAAGCUGCUGUCCUUUCAGAAUAAGAGAGGAGGCCGAAUCGUCCUCCAGGACGUCAGGAAACCAGAGAAGGAUGAGUGGGGCAGUGGGCUGGAAGCCAUGAAGUGUGCUCUGCAGCUGGAGAAAAAUGUCAACCAGGCUCUGCUGGAUCUGCACAAGCUGGCGACUGAUCAUGUUGAUCCCCAUCUGUGCGAUUUCCUGGAGUCCCACUACCUGAAUGAGCAGGUGGAGUCCAUCAAGAAGUUCGGUGACCACAUCACCAACCUGACCCGCAUGGAUGCCCACAACAACAAGAUGGCGGAGUACCUGUUUGACAAGCACACCCUGGGAGGCCAAAGCUAAAUGACCAGAAGAGAAGAUGGAGUAGAAGUGUGUGUAACAAAGGCUUCAGGCUAAAUUUGUCUACUCCAGAGUUUAUUAAGCAUUUCAUUUACCUAAUCAGUUUCUGAAGUUGUAGAGUUGAGUGUAUUAAGUAGUUGGUCUAAGUGUAACUUCUGAUUCUCUGAAUAAACAUCUUGAGCUGGA
This is a messenger RNA of Xiphophorus hellerii (green swordtail), 890 nucleotides long. Its product is annotated as ferritin, middle subunit-like. The record is from RefSeq and is a predicted model, not a curated record. Gene Ontology annotation, molecular function: ferric iron binding; ferrous iron binding. The transcript is spliced from 4 exons. Gene Ontology annotation, biological process: intracellular iron ion homeostasis; iron ion transport. Gene Ontology annotation, cellular component: cytoplasm. NCBI's taxonomy places the organism in Eukaryota, Metazoa, Chordata, Actinopteri, Cyprinodontiformes, Poeciliidae. Bases 177 to 707 code for a protein of 176 amino acids.